This is a messenger RNA of Physcomitrium patens, 777 nucleotides long. RefSeq lists its product as uncharacterized. NCBI's taxonomy places the organism in Eukaryota, Viridiplantae, Streptophyta, Bryopsida, Funariales, Funariaceae. The record is from RefSeq and is a predicted model, not a curated record.
CGAUGGAAGCAUUCCCCUAUUGAUUUCCGGCUUCAAAGUGGAGUGAUAGUUUACACUGCCAUGUUGCCGACAGCUUUUAGCUAUGGCAUCGUCUGCUUCGGCGUCAACGUUGGCGGUACUGCUACUCUUCUCUCUCUGCCUCGCCUUCGCUCAUGGAACCUCAAUUGCGGUUGACCACCUGAUGGGCGGCUCGGACAGGGAGAUUGCAGAUAGAAAGGUGCGGUGCUAUCAAGACAUUGACAAUGGACUAUGGGGCGAUGCCUGUAAAGCAUCAGAGAUUGACAAGGAGAAUUGUGCAUUGGCCUGUAUCUCCUCUACCUGCUACAACUCUGUUUACGGCGGUGACCCUGUGAGAUUCUCCUUGCUUCAGGAAUUAUUUCUAGAAGAAGGAGAAAUAGAUUUGAGAAGAGGUCGACAAUUUAAAGCUUGCAUCCAAGGUCUACCCACCUUGAAGGUGAGGUUGGAAGUUGGUCUUAACCACACACAAGUUUCACAAGGGCAUCCAUGGGAAGAGGCUAUUGAAGAGUGAGAGACUGGCAAAAGUUAGAAGCACAACGACUUAUCAGUGAGAAAAGCACUGCAUUCUGUUCAACCUUCCAAGUUGUAGUGUGUGUUUGACGUUUCAUGUUGGAUUCCAUACAUCUGGCUCAAAAAGUUUAAAAAAAUUAUAUUACUUAAGUACAACUAGACUUGGGAUUUUUGUGGAUGGACUAUGUCUUAUCAUUUUAUUAUCGUUCAAUGAAACUAUGGGAAAGGGGGUUACAUUUUUUUCUGAAA